Messenger RNA from Anoplopoma fimbria (sablefish), 917 nucleotides. RefSeq names its product THAP domain-containing protein 6-like. Lineage: Eukaryota; Metazoa; Chordata; Actinopteri; Perciformes; Anoplopomatidae. The transcript is spliced from 6 exons. The record is from RefSeq and is a predicted model, not a curated record. The coding region runs from base 60 to 917 and encodes 285 amino acids.
GGCGGCAUAAAUCGUCGGCGCCAUCUUGGUACGGGAGUUAUUUCGUCUUCGGAGUGAAGAUGCCUACUUCAUGCGCCGCUUGGGGGUGCACCACCGUCAGGACGAUUCAAACAAGAUCGCAAGGAAUUACCUUUCACAAGUUUCCCAAAGAGAAGCAGUUGAGGAGACAGUGGGAAGUGGCUGUGAAAAGGGAAGACUUUUCUGCCAAUGAGAGGUCAAUGCUCUGUAGCCAGCACUUUCAGCCGGAGGAUUUUGACCGGACAGGCCAAAAUGUCAGGCUCAGGGAUGGAACUAAACCAUCUGUGUUCAGUUUCCCAACACAUCUCAAAAGAAAAGUGGCAGCCAGGACUACACAAGCCUCAAGGAAGGCUGAAGCGAGCCUUGUAAUUGACUGUUCUUUACAAUCAUUACAAGUCACUGAACCUUCACCUAACUACCUUGAACACACUUAUGCAUUGCCUCCAUCUCCCACUCUUCUCAAGACUAGACUCAAUGAAGCCCUGGCUAGGGUGGAGAGUCUUGAGAAAGAGAUGAGGAACUCAAAGGCCCGAGAGCAGAGUGCGAAGAAAACAGUGCGUUGUCUUCUGGAGGACCUCAGGGGGAAGAACCUCAUAAAUGAAGAGCUGCAAGAGAGGCUUGACUUAUACUCAGAUCUUCCAUUAGGCCUCCUGUCCAAACAGGGCCACGAGUACACUAAAGAGCAGAGGGAGUUUGCCCUCACUCUCCACCUGCACGGGCCCAAAGCCUACUCUUACCUGAGAGAGUCUCUCCACCUCCACCUACCACAUCCACAUACAUUGCAAAGGUGGAUGAGCUCUGUGGAUUCCAAGCCUGGACUCAACACCAUGAUGCUGGACAUGUUGAGAAGAAAAAGAGAGGAAGAUCCAGUGAAGUAUGGACGUGUGCAGCAGCAAUAA